Messenger RNA from Rodentolepis nana, 318 nucleotides. The record is from the annotation of a GenBank genome assembly. NCBI's taxonomy places the organism in Eukaryota, Metazoa, Platyhelminthes, Cestoda, Cyclophyllidea, Hymenolepididae.
UUGAAUGAAUUGUAUGCUGUUCUUGGUGAUAAGAUUGUUCCCGUCAGUCGGAAUCUAGAAACUGAUGAAUUUCAAGUUUCUUUCUCAAACGAUCACAAAAAGUUCGCAAAGGGUUAUUAUUAUGUUCGUUUCUAUGACGAUGUUGGCUACCUCAGUCUCCUCAAGGCUCAAACCCAGGGACAACCUCUUGACAGUGUAAAGCCUGUUUUUAGUGGUAUUUGGCUCAGUCCUAUUAUUCAAUCCGAAACUGUGGCUCUUCUAGCUGCUACUCUUAUUGGCUUUGGUGCUGUUAUCACGAAGAACAAGUUCUUCAAAUAG